AUGCCAACGGCAAUCGCCCUCUGCAAGUUCGUGGGCACCAUCAGCCUGGGCCUGUUGACGGGCGUCUCCUACACCCUCUCAACGCAGUCCCUCCCCUCACUCCUCACCCUCCCCUCCGCGAAGCCCGCGGCAUAUACGCUCAGCCAAACGACACGGUUGGCAACCCUCCACGUCCGAACACUAUCAGCCAUCUCCGCCGCCAGCUUGUUCCUCGCCUUUUACCUCUCGCCACCCCGAAUUCGACAUCCUUAUCUCGUCUGGACGGGUCUGGUUGCGGCAGCGAGUGGAGCACUGAACCUUGCGAUGGAUAAGAGCGCGAAGCAGCAUGUGGCGAUUGAUGAGGUCGGGGAUGUCAAUGGGGAGCAGGUGGAGAAGAGGGCGAGGGAUCAGCAGUAUUUGGAGUUUGUGAGGACGGGCGUGGCUGGGUUGGGGUUCACGAUGGGGGUGAUUGGGGUUUGGGGAGAUGGCGCUUAG
This is a messenger RNA of Zasmidium cellare ATCC 36951, 474 nucleotides long. RefSeq lists its product as uncharacterized. The record is from RefSeq and is a predicted model, not a curated record. NCBI's taxonomy places the organism in Eukaryota, Fungi, Ascomycota, Dothideomycetes, Mycosphaerellales, Mycosphaerellaceae. The transcript is spliced from 2 exons. Gene Ontology annotation, biological process: autophagy of mitochondrion. Gene Ontology annotation, cellular component: mitochondrion. Bases 1 to 474 code for a protein of 157 amino acids.